Telopea speciosissima is the source of this 834-nucleotide messenger RNA. Its product is annotated as vacuolar protein-sorting-associated protein 37 homolog 1. Gene Ontology annotation, biological process: protein targeting to membrane; protein targeting to vacuole; ubiquitin-dependent protein catabolic process via the multivesicular body sorting pathway. Gene Ontology annotation, cellular component: ESCRT I complex. The transcript has 7 exons. The coding region runs from base 151 to 804 and encodes 217 amino acids. Lineage: Eukaryota; Viridiplantae; Streptophyta; Magnoliopsida; Proteales; Proteaceae. The record is from RefSeq and is a predicted model, not a curated record.
AGAAGAAAUCGCACCGUGUACACGUUUAGUAAAGAGGCGAUCCUUCCUGUAGUCUUUUGUUCUUCAUUUUUUUUUUCCCGCGAUCGAAAUUUCUUGGAUUUUCCGUUUUCUGACGUUCAAAGGCUUAAAGGGAGUUCGAUUCCUUCAACCAUGUUCAAGUCCUUCUGGGGUUCUCAGGAGCAACAAUCUCAGCCACACCCACAAGAGGCUCCUACACAGUCUUGGUAUCCUUCUUCACUGGUUGGCUCACCAAGUUCAUCACGGCCUUCAGACCGGCCACAGUCUCCAUCACAUGUGCAGCUUUCGCCUGCUGAAGCUGCGGGCAUGAUUGGUCUGUUAAAGGACAAAAGUGUUGACGAGUUGCGGAAGCUUUUGUCAGAUAAAGAUGCAUACAACCAGUUCUUGCUCUCCCUUGAUCAAGUGAGGACACAGAAUAAUCUACGGGAUGAACUCCGGAGGGAAACAUUGCAGCUUACAAGGGAAAACUUGGAGAAGCAACCACGCAUCUUGGAACUUACAAACCAGUGCAGAAUCAUUCGGACAACAGAGUUAGCUACUGCUAAAGAGAAACUAAAUGAUCUGGAGAGACAAAAAGAAGAAACCCUGAGGUAUUCACCCUCAAUGCUGCUCCAUAGGCUGCAAGAUGCAACGAACAAGGCUGAAGAGGAAUCUGAAACUCUCCACCGGCAACUACUUGAGAGAGAGAUUGAUAUGAGUGUUUUUGUACAGAAGUACAAGAAGCUACGCACUACUUAUCAUAGACGGGUGCUCACCCAUCUUGCAGCUAAGACAUCCUCUGUGUGAGUGUGCAUCGAUGUAUGUAUAACUAUGACA